Molecule: messenger RNA, 1397 nt
Organism: Teleopsis dalmanni
Lineage: Eukaryota; Metazoa; Arthropoda; Insecta; Diptera; Diopsidae
Product: integumentary mucin C.1-like
Exons: 1
Coding region: 1-1263 (420 amino acids)
Source: RefSeq, a predicted model, not a curated record
AUGAAGUAUAAAACAACAACAAAAACAACAAAAAGAAAGUUACAUAAUAAAAAUAUAAAUGAACAGCAGCAGCAAUAUCAACAACAACUUUAUCAUAGUAAAGAUAAAUUUACUACAGAAAACAAUAAAAUCUUUGCCAAAAAAGUAAAAUAUAAGAAGUUUUUGUAUAAAACACAAGAACUCAAGGAUCAACAACAACAAGAGCAUCUUCAUAAAACCAUAGAAAAGUUAGCACUAUUGCGUACUGUUGAAAAGGAUGAGGAUACUAGUGAGAGUAGCACCAUAACUACGACAACAUCACCAAAUUCUUAUGAAGCUGAGGAUGAAAAUGAAAGUGAAGAAACUCGUCGUGGUUACAAAAGAAUGCCGCGUCCAAAUGAAAAUCUCUUACAAGUACAAAAUUUCUUGAAUUGUUUUAGUAAACAUAAUUUAAUAACAACAACGACUACUUCUGAUAUUGCAAUAGCAGCAACAACAACAACAAUAUUUACCAAUUGUAAUGCAAUCACAACACUGACCAGAAACAAUACAAUAACAAAGUUUACUAACAGUAAUGCAAUAACAACAUUUGCACAUGAUAAUGCAACAACUGCAUUUACUUACAAUACCGCUACAACAACAAAUGUAUACAAAACUGCCAGAACCUUAAGCACUCCCACAAAAAUCUUUGAAGAAACAAAUUAUGAGAAAAAAUAUUUCAAUGAAAAACAAGUUGAAAUUCUGCAUACAAAAAAUAAUAAAAAAAAAAUUCCUAAUCAAGAUAAACCUAUAAUGUGUAUGGCUGCAUCAGUUCCCAGUGCAACAACUACAACAAGUGAUUUAAGCGAACUAAACUCAUCAAACGCUACGCUGCGCAGUUGGCGCAACAUGAAAAAAGCAUAUAUACAUUCAAUUACAGGAACAUCAACAACAAAUGAUAUUAAAGUUAAUAGCACAACAGCAGUAGCAACAGUAACAGCAGCAGCGGCACCACUGACUUUGAACGCCUCGAUAACAACACCAACAACUUCCACUACAACAAAAACAAGUGCAUUUUCUAGUAAAGCAAAUUCAAUGACCACAAAGCCUGCAAAGUUUACAAUAUCACCAAAAUUCUUGCACAAACCACGCAACAAGCUGAAAACAUUUUCAUUAGCAACAAAUGUGCCUACACAUGUUGCAGUUGAGAAAGACAUAUUGCAACAACAAACACAACAAUUAUUCUAUGAAGAUUCAAAUGCUAAGUUUAAAGACUUUUCAAUAGAUUCAUUGCUAAAUAAAUAGAAAUAAUAUAAAUAAUAAUAAUAUAAUAUUAAUAAUUUUAGGCAUUGCAUGUAAAAUAUAUUAUAUGAAUUUAUAAAAAGAAUUGAAUAAACAUUUAACAUUGACAUAGAAAUAACGAUAAAACGAUCUGAGUU